GUUGCAAUGGAGGCGGCAAACGCACUGAAAGAGAAAGGAAACAAAGCACUUUCAGCAGGGGAUCUGGAUGAAGCAGUCAAAUGCUACACCGAAGCCAUCAAACUUGACCCUAAAAAUCACGUCCUGUACAGCAAUCGUUCUGCAGCCUUUGCCAAAAAGAAAGAGUUCACCAAAGCACUGGAAGAUGGCGGCAAAACCGUGGAGCUGAAACCAGACUGGGGGAAGGGUUACUCUAGGAAAGCAGCAGCUUUAGAAUUUCUGAAUCGUUUUGAAGAAGCAAAGAAAACUUAUGAAGAGGGGCUGAGGCACGAGCCAGCAAAUGCACAGCUGAAAGAAGGGCUGCAAAAUAUGGAGGCCAGGCUGGCAGAGAGAAAAUUCAUGAAUCCCUUCAACUCUCCAAACUUAUACCAAAAACUGGAGUCUGAUCCUCGUACCCGUGCGUUGCUGAGUGACCCCAGUUACAAAGAACUGAUUGAACAGUUGAAAAACAAACCAUCUGAUCUUGGCACGAAGCUGCAAGACCCAAGGGUGAUGACAACCCUUAGUGUUCUGCUUGGAGUAGAGCUAGGUAAUGUUGAGGAGGAGGAGGAGGAUACACCUCCACCACCACCUCCCCAACCUAAAAAAGAGACCAAACCUGAACCAAUGGAGGAAGACUUGCCUGAAAAUAAAAAGCAGGCCCAGAAGGAAAAAGAGUUGGGCAAUGAAGCUUAUAAGAAGAAGGACUUUGAGACAGCUCUAAAACAUUAUGGCCAAGCUCAGGAGUUGGAUCCAACCAAUAUGACCUACAUAACUAAUCAAGCAGCUGUAUACUUCGAGCAGGGAGAUUACAAUAAAUGUAGAGAGCUGUGUGAAAAGGCAAUUGAAGUAGGAAGAGAGAAUCGCGAAGACUACCGACAAAUUGCCAAAGCCUAUGCUCGCAUCGGUAAUUCUUAUUUUAAGGAGGAGAAGAACAAAGAGGCGAUUCAUUUCUUCAACAAGUCACUAGCAGAGCACAGGACGCCAGAGGUUCUAAAGAAAUGCCAGCAGGCAGAAAAAAUUUUAAAGGAACAGGAACGUCUUGCAUAUAUAAACCCAGACUUAGCCUUAGAAGAGAAAAGUAAAGGGAAUGAAAGUUUCCAGAAAGGAGACUACCCGCAAGCUAUGAAACAUUACACAGAGGCCAUCAAAAGGAAUCCAAAUGAUGCUAAACUGUAUAGCAACAGAGCAGCUUGCUACACCAAACUACUGGAGUUUCAGCUGGCUCUUAAGGACUGUGAGGAGUGUAUAAGGCUGGAACCCAAAUUCAUAAAAGGUUACACACGUAAAGCUGCAGCCCUGGAGGCCAUGAAAGAUUACAGCAAGGCUAUGGAUGUAUAUCAGAAAGCUAUGGAGCUGGACUCUACUUGUAAGGAGGCCACCGAUGGGUACCAGCGCUGCAUGAUGUCACAAUACCACCGCAAUGACAGUCCUGAGGAUGUGAAGCGCAGGGCUAUGGCAGAUCCAGAGGUGCAGCAAAUAAUGAGCGAUCCAGCCAUGAGGCUUAUCCUUGAGCAGAUGCAGAAGGACCCACAAGCACUAAGCGAACAUCUUAAAAACCCAGUUAUCGCCCAGAAAAUACAGAAGUUGAUGGAUGUUGGUUUGAUUGCCAUCCGGUGAUGAAUUUCACCAUUAGUUCUUUCCUACUUGUUAAGUCAGCCUCCAUGGCGUCUCCUUACCUGCUCAUUCCUUACUGAGAGGCUCUACAGUUGUGCAGUAGCUCUAUGGAAGGACUUGCAGUGUGAUUAAAUCAAAAGCAGAGCCAGACUUGCCCUUCUUUCUUGUUCCGUCAAUCUCUGUUCAUGUUUAUCAGCCUGUCAUAUUGUUAAUAAAGAUCAGCACGCCACAGUAGUGCCGAAUUCCUAGCAGA
Molecule: messenger RNA, 1888 nt
Organism: Xenopus tropicalis (tropical clawed frog)
Lineage: Eukaryota; Metazoa; Chordata; Amphibia; Anura; Pipidae
Gene: stip1
Product: stress induced phosphoprotein 1
Exons: 14
Coding region: 7-1638 (543 amino acids)
Cellular component (GO): dynein axonemal particle
Source: RefSeq, marked provisional